Molecule: messenger RNA, 387 nt
Organism: Pistacia vera
Lineage: Eukaryota; Viridiplantae; Streptophyta; Magnoliopsida; Sapindales; Anacardiaceae
Exons: 1
Coding region: 1-387 (128 amino acids)
Source: RefSeq, a predicted model, not a curated record
AUGUGUGUUUUUGUGCUCAUAUAUGUUGAUGACAUCAUUAUCACUAGCAAUGCAUCAUCUACCAUUAAGCAUCUUAUUCUUAAUCUCAAAACUGAAUUUGCUGUUAAAGAUCUUGGUCCCUUGUCAUAUUUUUUAGGCAUACAGGUCACUCCUACAUCUGCAGGUCUUCAUUUAAAUCAAAGGAAAUAUGCACCUGAUUUACUCUACAAAUUGAAGAUGGAAGGUGCUAAACCAGCCUCUACACCCUGUACCUCAGGCAGCAAGCUUUCAAAGCUCUCGGGUGACCCUCUCCCUGAUCCUACCGAAUAUAGAACAAUGGUGGGAGCUCUCCAAUACUUGACACUUACAAUGCCAGGCCUCUCCUAUAGUGUCAACCAGCUAUGCUAG